AGAAAUAUGUUAGGGUAACUUUCAACUACUCCAGAGUCCGAUUAAAAUUCAAUUCAAUAGUGUUACCUUUUGUAAUAUUUCCCCCAAUUUUCAAUCAAUGUAUAGUCCCUUUGGAGAACCAAAAGACCAUGCCAGGCAACCCAACCGAACCUAAAGUACCCACAUUUUAUCGAAAACUUUCUUUCAAGGGGCCCACCAUAAUUUUCCAGCAGGAAAAACAAAACUUGUAGAAAAACGGGGAAAACGGAAAACCCAUUUCUGGCACUCUUGGGAUUCGGAAACGAACAGGAAGAUCAGUUUCGAGAACAAAAUUUCAGUUCGGAUGAUAUCCUUAAUCUGGCCGUGACCGGCUGGCUUCGGCACUCGAUGAAUGACACGUCGCUGCGCCACUCCUACGAUCACACAAUGAUUCCGCAAUACUCCCAAGAGCAGCAGCAACAUGGGCUUCACCAACAGCAACAUAAUCCGGCAUCGCUGCCCAUGACGUGUCCGUGUGCUUCAGGGAACCAACAACAAAAUCAUGGGACUCUACUUCAAGAGCAGCAACAUCAGCAAAAGCUACAGAACCAGCAGCAACCAAUGCAGCAACAACAGCUGCAACAUCCAAUCCGUCAACAACAAUAUUAUUAUAGCCAACCGCCAAUGAAUCCCCAAUUCAACUCUCAGCCUAGGAAUUACAACUACGGCAAUUACAACUAUUGGUAUAACACGCCCCAGCAAAUGAAAAAUAUGAGAGAAGUACCAGUAAAUCCAGAUCUAUCGGGUAUAGUGCCACAAUCCUUCUAUCAACCUGGACAGUCUCAGAAUGGAUUGCAAAUUGCCAGCUGUUCUGGAUAUCAGAACAUGCCAGGCCGAUAUGCCAAAGUUGGUGGUCCCCAAUCAGCCAUGAGAUACUUCAACCGCAUCGAUAGCUAUACCGAUUUUCACGAAAAUCAAGGGUUACGGUAUCGUGGCUCCGAACAGGACCUAGCCAAAUAUCGGAAUAUUGCAUCGCAUACCCUGCCACCAGAAGCUCCAGGGGAAUGGUACCAGGAUCAGAGUCCCAAAAAAUGUAAAAGGCACAACAAAGACCGCGGAAAGAAUGCUGAUUCAAGCCUGCGUGCUUUUUCCAGUAUUUUCCUUCAAAAACUGGGACUAUUUAUGCGUUUUCGAAAAAAUGGGAAACAAAAGGAUAAAAAAACUAACGACGUGAUUAGCCACGAAUCGGAUCCCAAUUCGAAGCCGAAGAAAAGGGGAUUUUUUAAGAGGGUCUUCCGUGAAAUGCCGAAUCAUCCCACCAUGGAUAUCUAUUCGUUUUCAGAUCCCAAAACCAAAAUCCAACAAAUGGAUCCGCCGGCCAUAAACGAUUACGAUCAGGACGAAGUCCGCGAGAUAGAGAACUUUCGAAAAGUGCGGGAGAAACACAUUUUAAAACAGUCGAGGAAACCUGUGGCCUGCAAGGACGACUAUCGCAUGUCAGGGGGAACUAUGCCUUAAAAUAUUUCAGCAAAAUAUAAAAAUUGUACAUUUCUUUUCAUCAAUAAAGUCGCCAAACCCAAAGAAACUGGAA
Messenger RNA from Drosophila bipectinata, 1549 nucleotides. RefSeq lists its product as uncharacterized. The record is from RefSeq and is a predicted model, not a curated record. Lineage: Eukaryota; Metazoa; Arthropoda; Insecta; Diptera; Drosophilidae.